Molecule: messenger RNA, 429 nt
Organism: Rotaria sp. Silwood1
Lineage: Eukaryota; Metazoa; Rotifera; Eurotatoria; Philodinida; Philodinidae
Source: the annotation of a GenBank genome assembly
AUGUCUCAUCAUUGGUUUUUGUUAUCGAUAUGUCUAACAAUUUUAUUAUUACAAAUAUCAUAUCUUCAUUCUAUUCCAAUAAAUUCUGACAUAAAUAGUCAUAUUGAUGAUGAAAAUUAUGAUAAUCAAAAUAUAAAAAAUACUUUACUUCAUCUACUUAAAAAUACUCUUGAUGAGACAAAUCCAUACAAACAAACAAUUUUAUUGAAUAAAUUACGUGAAUAUCUCAAUCGUAUGUGUGUUUUUGGUUCUUUUGGAUCAUCACGUGCUCAUUCAUGCCAACAUAUAGCUGAUAUUAUUUAUCAACUUGAUAGAAAUGAAGAAGAUGAUAUUACAUUUAUUGAUGAUCAUGCAAACAACGAAAAUCAUGAUAUACAAAAACGUUUCUUUUGCAAUGGUUUUAUUGGUUGUAAAAAGGCUGGUCGAUGA